Monodelphis domestica (gray short-tailed opossum) is the source of this 2367-nucleotide messenger RNA. Its product is annotated as intelectin-1-like. The record is from RefSeq and is a predicted model, not a curated record. Gene Ontology annotation, molecular function: oligosaccharide binding. NCBI's taxonomy places the organism in Eukaryota, Metazoa, Chordata, Mammalia, Didelphimorphia, Didelphidae.
UUUUAACAAAUUUUUUUAUCUACAGACUUUAUAUUAGCUGACUCCGUUGCAACAUUUUUUUUUCAUUUUUUAUAGAAGUAAAAAAGCCUAAGCUCUGUAAGCAUGGCUGUGGUUGUUAAGUAGUUAAAGGUGAAUGAAAACAAGUUUCAAAAUCCCGAGCAUCUCAACCUCCCCAAAGAGGGGUGUGUGAGGUGUGUAUGAGGUUUAAAAUUGAGGAAAAUUAGAAGCAUUUUUAAUCUUGAGAAUUCUCCACCUUGACAAGAGUAAGGGGCAAAGAGCUGGUUUUGUUUCAUUAAAGCAUUUGUUCACAUUGGCAUAUUAUCAGUUUUUGUGACAACAUUGGAGAGAUCCUUCUGCUGCAUCCUGAGUUCUAAUAGGUUGAAUCCUUUGAAAAUACUUUGAAGUUUCAUUCUUCCCCUAUUGCCUCCUUUAGCUACCAUAUGCUACUUAAGAUAAAAUAAGGCUCUUCAGGCAGGCAAUUUUUGGCUUCCUCCCAAUGCCAUACUUUCUACUGAUGUGAGGCUUUGGGGACAGAUGGUUACCCAAGAGCCCUGGUCAUGUUGGCCAGAAUUAUUUGUGGGAAGAACAGACUUACUUCUCCUCAUUGUCAAGUGUCCAAGGGGAGGGGCAGCAGAACAGGUUAUUGGAGCAGAGCUCUAUAAAGGGCUGAGUUUUUCACCCCCAACAAAGGAGAAACUUCAUCUUUCUCUGAAGCUGUGAAGAGGCAAUAAGUCAAGAAAGUCACAGCUCUGUGGGUCUCAGGUACUGGAAGAGCAGGGAUGGUGAAAGCUGAGCUUUCAGGUCUGUCUUAACCCCAAGGGGGAGGGUCCAGGCAGGGAAGUGUUCAAGUCAGCUCAUAUUGGCUUCCAAUCAUUAAAUUUUUAGUCUAAGCAUUUAUAGACAGGAAACAACAAAUCAUAUGAACCAGAACCUGAUUUCUUGUUUUGCUGAUUGCCUAGACUUAAAGAGAUGGGAAAAAUGUCAACAAUGUAGGUUAAACUUAAAAGUGUGCCUAUCAUUCAUUAUACAUGUAUAUAUAGCACAACGUCUGUAUAUACAAUUAUGACACGUGCUAGAUGUACUUUUUAGCAUGUGAGUAUGUGCGUAUCUAUUUACUUGUGCAGAGAUGUGACUGUUAAACAUUUACUAACACACUCAUAGUGUGGAUCAAGAUUGAAGGAAGGUUCAGAGGGUUUCCUAGCCUAGGGUCAAGACCUGAGGAAGUGGUUUGGGAAAUGGGAAAUAAUGGUCUCCAGCCUCCCUUUGCAGUGACAAGUAUUUGCACUGAGAAGAUGAUGAUGUGGCUUUCUACAUUGCUGUUCCUAUUGUUGCUGACCAAAGAGGGCUGUGCUGGUCAACUUCUGCCCCUGCAUGCAGCCUGUGCUUAUUUCAAAGAAUCCAUACCUCAAAGCUGCAAGGAAAUCAAAGAGAAAUGUCCAGAGUCAGAUGAUGGCCUGUACUUCCUCCAGAGUGGGAAUGGGAACAUCUACCAGACCUUUUGUGACAUGAGUACUGGGGGAGGUGGCUGGACCCUGGUGGCCAGUGUGCAUGAGAAUCACUUGGCAGGGAAGUGCACCCAGGGGGAUCGUUGGUCCAGCCAGCAAGGUAACAGAGUCGACUAUCCUGAGGGUGAAGGGAACUGGGCCAAUUAUGUCACCUUUGGAUCUGCAGAAGCUGCUACCAGUGAUGACUACAAGAAUCCAGGUUACUAUAGCAUUCAGGCCAAGGAUCUGGCCAUCUGGCAUGUGCCCAACAAGUCUCCCUUGCAGCAGUGGAGGAAUAGUUCCCUGCUGAGGUAUCGUACCAACACUGGCUUCUUCAAGGGUUUUGGAGGGAACCUCUUUGCCCUGUAUCAGAGGUAUCCAGUGAAAUAUGGGAUUGGCAAGUGUUGGACUGACAAUGGCCCAGCUAUACCCGUCACCUAUGAUUUUGGUGAUGCACAAACAACUGCCCGUUAUUACUCUCCACUUGGCCAGCAGGAAUUGGUUGGAGGCUUUGUCCAGUUCCGGGUAUUUAAUACAGAGAGAGCAGCCAAUGCCCUCUGUGCUGGAAUACGAGUCACUGGAUGUAACACUGAAAUUCACUGCAUUGGUGGAGGUGGAUACUUUCCAGAAGGGGCUCCCAGGCAAUGUGGAGAUUUCUCUGCCUUUGACUGGAAUGGCUAUGGAACUCAUACUGGUUAUAGCAGCAGUCGGGAGAUAAUAGAGGCUGCUGUGCUCCUGUUCUAUAGAUGACCACUUUGACAUUCUGGAACCAGACAUUUGCAGAUUCAGGAAUGGAUAACUUCCCUUCUCCUCAAGAACCAAUGUGAGGUGAUUCCUCUGGGCAUGGAGUUUGGAGAGAAUAAUAAAUCCCAUUAAACCACAA